Messenger RNA from Strongylus vulgaris, 762 nucleotides. Lineage: Eukaryota; Metazoa; Nematoda; Chromadorea; Rhabditida; Strongylidae. The record is from the annotation of a GenBank genome assembly.
AUGCAGACGAUGUCAAAUACCAAGAAAGCAAGCGUCCAGGCUAUAGAAUCUGAGAUCGAUGCAGCAAUGGGCGCAGGACCAUACGGUGUCGCUAAUGAGAAGGAGACAGCGCCAUUUUGGAGCGAUUUUGAUCCUGCACUUUUUAAAGAACUCGUCGCCGAAGUUUCGCAGCAAACUUCGCCCGUGAAUAUGAAUGACGAAGAGUCACAAUUUGUGUUGAAUGUCGAAUUGAAAGAGGUUCAGACGUCGGACUUGGAUUCUGUAAUAGAAGUAAGUGAGAAAUGCUGUACAGCAACAAUAAAGGAGAACAACGGAGUGCAAGCUACUGCCGAAUUUCGAGAAGUUGCCAGUGGUCAGUUGGAUAAUGAAAGUUGGAUAAAGAUUUACAUCAACGAAUUAGAUGAGGAAAGAAGAUCGCGAAUGUUAGAUGUUGGGGUUCAGACUGGUGUGCUCGCUCGAGUGCAGCACUUGUACACUAUCCAAGAUCUGGAAGCUGAUGUGGAGGCCUCUAUCGGUCAAUCACAAGGCGUCCAUCCCAUCCCCUUGGAGGAAAUCAUUGGAGGUGGUGUUAAAAAAAGAGUGCCGGAACGACGGUCUAGCGUUGCACAGCGUCUGUCCUUUUCCGAGACCUCAAUGUUAGACCGUUUGCGCUCCGUUUAUGAGUCAGGAAAUGUGAAAGAUUUUCCCUCUGCUAAAGGGAAGCCAUCACCAAGUAAUCGCGCACAUGCUGAUGGGAAUUCAAGGGUAGGUGACGGUGAUUGA